UGGCACUGAAGAUGUUUUGGGUGUUUUAGUGUUCAGAAGGACUCAUGAGCUUUGUAUAUAAACAGCUCUCAGGAUAAACAAGAAUCAUCAGAGGAUCUCCUCUUUAAGCUUACCAUCAGACGACAGUCAUUCAAAUCUUCUGGCUUUGAAAAUGACAACAACUCUGCAUUUAAUCGGUGGUCAUGGUGGUCAUGAGUUUUCCUUCACCGGUAAGAGUAAUGGUGCCAGUUUACAGAGAAUCUGGGUUUGGGUUGGAGGAUCACAGGUGAAGGCGGUCAGGGCCUGGCUUACAGACGGAAGAGACGAAACCUUUGGUAUUCCAUCCGGAUCGCAUUAUGAGUAUAUGUUUCAGCCCGGUGAACUCAUUACCACAAUGUCUCUGUGGGGAAACGGAGCAGGAACGCGUCUCGGAGCCAUCAAAUUCAAAACCAACCGUGGGGGAGAAUUCUUUGCAAAAAUGACAAGCUGGGGAUUGAAGACAGAAUAUCCUAUUAAUGUCGGCUCUGGAUUUUGUCUUGGUAUUGUGGGAAGAUGUGGAGAAGACAUCGACAAGAUGGGUUUUUUGUUUCUCAAUGAAAUACAAUCAGUAGUUCUCACCGAUGUCAAGUAUCCCACUCUCUCCCUGGUGACACCAUAUGUUGCAUUGGAAGGAAUCAAAUCUAGUACCUAUAAGAAUGAAACCUCCGUCAAUCAAGAGCAAACCAUUGAAAGCUCAAAGAAAAUAAUCAAAUCAUCCUCGUGGUCUACAAAAGUAAGCAUUGCCCUUGCAGUCUCUAUGAAGGUAAAGGCCGGGAUUCCAGAGAUUGCAGAAGGUUCUGCUGGAUACACUUUUUCACUGGGAUUAGAAAGCACUUUCAGUAGAGAAGAGACAUUUGAAAGAUCUGAAACUGUAUCAUUUAAAAUAGAUGUGCCACCGAAGAAGAAAGUGGAUGUCCAUAUUACCAUUGGCCGGUGCAUUUUUGAUCUUCCUUACACCGGAACCAUCAAGGUCACGACUGAGGAUGGUGCAGUGUUAAAUUAUGAAACCAGAGGACAAUACAGAGGAGUCACUUACACUAGUAUAAAAGUUGACACCAAAGAAUCUGAUCUGUGAUAUCAAGACCACAUACAUAAAUGUAUUUCUUCAUUUGAUUAUUAAUCUUUCUACAUUUAAUUAUCAGGUGUUUGAUUAAAGUUAAAAUUACUAAAGUUUUCUACUUUAGAUGGAAUAAAUCACCAUUAUAAACAUUUAAUGCUUUACCAUAAGUGAUUUCUUUAUUUAAGAUGAUAAUUAACUUUACUGUUAAUGAGCUGUGUAUUAUGAAAGCCUCACAUUAAUAAAGUUCAGUUGCUUGCUU
Paramisgurnus dabryanus is the source of this 1337-nucleotide messenger RNA. Its product is annotated as aerolysin-like protein. The record is from RefSeq and is a predicted model, not a curated record. Lineage: Eukaryota; Metazoa; Chordata; Actinopteri; Cypriniformes; Cobitidae.